CAUAAUUUCUCGCGUCUGUCCUGUCAUAAGCCUCAACAUUGUUUUCAAGUGGUGUGAAAUUCGUGAUAAAUUUAUUAUUUUAUCGAUUUCAUUGGUUUUGUAUGAACAUGUAUAUUUUGAUAGUGUAGUGGAUUUUUAGGUAAAUCAAACACCAUUAACCAAACCGUCACAUCAAUUUUCAAACAAGUGUGGGUAAAUGAAAAAAUAUUUCGUUCAGUAGCCAAUUGUGGUAUGAUAAAGGACAUUUUUAAUUUGUAAACAGUUUAGCAAUUGUCGGUGAUAUUGUGAUGACAUUGUAAAGUAACUCACAAUGCAUAUUCUGUGCACAAUAUGCAGUGAUUUGGUUAACCAGGCGGAGAGCAUUUACGUUACAAAAUGUGGCCAUAUAUUCCACCACCAUUGUCUAGCGCAAUGGAUAGAAAGAUCAAAAUCAUGUCCACAAUGCCGCAACAAGGUAACAGAUCGGUGCAUGUUCCGUCUGUACCCGACCAUAUCCAACGACAUCACAACCGGCGAGGAUGUGGCCACGCUGCAGUCGCGACUGGACGACGCCCAGCUUCAGCUGCGACAGACGAAGACUGUCUGCAAGGAUAGGGAGGAGAAAUUGUUGGCAAUACAGGCUGAUUUGAAGAAGAAUGAUGAAAUCAUAAAAUCCUAUGAGAAGAAACUAGUCAGUCGUCAGUCAGCUCUGAACGGUUUGCGAGAACAGGUUGAAUACCUGAAGAUGCAGAAUAAGGAAACGCAAAGGCUGAAGGAGGAAAAUGUGGCCUUGCAGCAGAACAUGCAGCUGUUCAAUGGGCUGAACAACAUAUUAAAUGCAACAUGCGAGGAUGUUGAGAAGAUGCUUCAGGGUUACACGGAUGUUCGUACGGUGGCCACUUUCGCAACAGCACUUAAACGAGGCUUGUGCGAGUCGGAAGCUAAAAACAGAGAGAUUAGAGACAAGCUGCAAGUGGCCAAGCAGCAGAUUGGGGCAGAGAAAGCUACGGUGGCUGAUCUACAGGCCAAGCUAUUGCAAACAGAAGAUAGGCUGCAAGAAAUAGAGCAGAAGUACCAGUCGCUCUCCAAGAGGAAGGCGGGGGACAUGAGUGACAGCGACAUGGACACGUCUGCGCCCGCGCAGGAGAUCGCCGCAAAGCAGAUGCGGUCCAUGGACCUGUUCGACUUCAGCGGACCGGUGCUGCCCGUUGAUAGGGAUGAGAGUGUUGGAACAUUGGUGAGAAGGAUUGAGAAUGCUGACUCGCCAUAUUUGACCUUAAAACAGAGCAGUCUCGCUUUGUCCGCGCUACAGCGAGCGCCCAAACACGCGUUACCUGUGGACAAGAUGAAGCCAUCAGAGCUCGCCAUAAUAAAAACAACGCGCAACGCAGUCAUGAAGCGUCCGAACACAGAUAAACUAUCAAGCCAGAAGUCAGUCAGUAUUUUCAACAAGAAGGAAUCACUUAGCUUGGACACAGCGGGUGAAAUGCCAAAACGAUCCAACAUAUGCUACGACGGUCUCGGAGGACAUUCUAAGUUGGAGAUAUUUCCCGUGCCAAAUAAUACGCCUAAUAAGAACUUUAUACCUAAAUUGACAGCUAAACACAGGUUAAAACGUCCGACGCCCGUUGGCAGUCAAGAUAUAAGCAAGAUGUUGGAUAAAAUGAGGGGUAAGUGAAAUUGAUCUUAAUAUGUUGGUAUUUUCGGUGGAAUUUUCUCUGGCAAUAGGAUUUAGUAUUUGUGUACACGAUGUUGCAAAAAGGGGGUAUGCAUAAAACCAUGUAAUGUAAUGUAAUGUAAAGGAAAAAGGAAUGAUGUUUAAUGCUCAGAAUAAAUAUUCGACAUUUUCCUUUCACAGUUUUAAGAAUCUCACUAUUGAUAAUACUUUGAUUUAUUUAAAUUGGGUAGUAAAUACGAACUAACGAUGCAGUAAUUAAGAAUGUUUAAUGCAUCUUUCAUUGUUAUUGUAGGAAAGGUUUUAAGGUGUUAAAAACUCUGCUAUCCACACUGUAUGGGUGACAUAUCACCUUUUUGUAACACUCUAUAUGUUGAGCCACUUUUGAUACAGUUUUAACAACGAAAUUGUAUAUGCCGACUGUUGAUCAGUUCAAGAAUAUGUUUAAUUUUGAUACCAUUUACUACAUAUAAAAAAAAAUACUGCGAACCCUAUCAGACUGUAAGUUUGGAAUAAUUAACUAUGUACACUGUAAGAAUAAAGUGCUAAGCGCAUAUUGUUUAUCAGUUGGUGUUAUUAGGGUUGUCAACCAACUAUCACUCAAAUAUUUAAAUAGUGUAGUGUAUGUUAUAAUUGUUAAAACCAAAUGUCGUUAGUGUAAAAUUUUAUAAAAAAUAAUAAUAAAUCCAAUCAAUGUAAAUGUUGAAUGUCUACUGAAUCUAAACGAAUUUCGGUCAUAACUGAUAUUUUAUUGACCUUAGAUAAUGACUUCUUUAUCUACAUAGUUCAAUCUAUGUUCUAUGAUUGCUCCAUCCUAGACAAAAAAUAAGUUGUAUCUAUCGUCCAUGACAACUGAUAUAACCAUUUUCAAAAGUCAUCUGUGACUCACUGUACCCUGCACUGUGCUGUUUAUUUAUAUUAUUUUAAGUAAAAUCUAGCUGAAUAUAAAUAUUACAUAUAUCUAUUUGCCAAUUGAAAAAGUACCGAUUUGUUAAUUGCUCUAGUGUUCUAGAGCCAUUGAAUUCCCAAAAAAAGAAAAAUACUUUUAGUUUUCUUAGAAUUUUCAUAAAUCACAAUUACACAUCACUAAUAAAGCCCGUCACACAGAAUAAGAGUUUCUCGUGCGAUAGAGACGAGAAUCUAAAAAAAAAGUCAUUUAAUUUCAUAAAUUUCGCUUUCGCUUUCUUUGCUUCGCUAUAUUUGCUUUCAUUUAUUAUAUUUUAAUCUUAAAAGUAAAUAAGUGGAGAGAGUGUGCCGGGUGAGAUCUCGCAAAUGACAUUAUUAUAAUCCCGAUUCUGUCUUAAGAGAAACUCUUAUUUUGCUAAUGAAGUUUAAAAAAAGGUUAUUUCUAUGAAUUAAGUGUACCUCACUACAUUAUAAGUUAUAGAUUCAUAUAAAAAUAGUCUAGAUUCUAUCGAAACAAGUCAUUUGUGUGGUAAAUAAUUGGAUUUUUUGUUUGAUCAGUUGCCAAAUUUUUUGAUGCGAGAAAAUAUUGUCAGUACCUACAGAGUCUAUAUCUCGUGCACGAGAAACCUGCACCAAAUAAGUAUUCUCUUGCCAUAUACCAAUCCAACCGGAACAGCGCCGGACAAUUUGAUAUUUUUUGUUCAUAUUGCCGAAUGAUUUCAUUUUACUAUAUACUAUCCUGUGAAUAUCUCAUACAAAUGCCAUGUUUCGCCAAUACUGUUACAUCUGGUCAUUAAAAUAGAUUGUUAAUAAACAGUGAUAAUGCAAACAGGUUCCUACAUCAAAAUAGAUUAUAAUAAUUUUCUAUUUCAACUUAAACCUAGUAAUGAAUAAGACCAGUAAACUGAAUUACUAUUUUAGAGGGAAUAAAAUUAUUAUUUGUAAUGCGGUUUUGAUACUCUUUUAUACAUUGUUCAAGUCAAUGCAUAUAAAUAGACAAUCCAAAAAAUUAUACCGUAUUCCUACGAAAAGAUCAUUUUACUUUAGAAUUAUUUUUAAAGAAAGAACUAUAAAAAUAAUUCACAACUUUUGUUUUCCUUAGACGUUAGGAGUAGCGAGGUAGCUCGCUUGUAUGCAGCUGAUCAUUAAACAUACCAGUGUUUGCAAUAAAUCAAAUUGUAAUUUAUUAUAAUUAGACUAUUUAAAUAUAUUCUAGUUAUUUUUAAAACUCUAGAAUCGGACAGUGUUCAUUUUUGUUUUAUCUCGCUUCCCAGAAUCACAAUUACGAUUUAUCUAGAUAUACGUAUGUUGCUCAAUAUAAUACUGUAAUGGUUGUAUGGAUUAGGAUGAAGUGUAGCGUAUGGAAAGAUCGAGGAAAAGAUAUAACAGUUUCAGGACAGCCAAUAAGUCAUGCGACAAAUCGGCAAGAUUAAGUUAAUAAUAUGGAUAAUUAUUAAUUGUUAUUACAAAUCUCGAGGACUAAACUAAUUUUGAUAAAAUCGUUUUCAAUAUUAAUGAAAUUCCUUCCUACUUAAGGAAACUUAUUAUAUCCAUGUCCAUGUUGUUACUUGUGACUAUAGAAUUCCCUAAUUUUAUGACAAGACAGUCUGAAGGCAUGAAUGAAAAAAAAAUCAAUAAUAAGCAGAUUUAUUGUUAAUCCAGUUUAGAUGAACUGACCGGCAUAAUAGUGUCGAUUGGCGUGGAAUCUUCGUAAAUCGAUGCUUUAGAAACGACUCCAUUUAUCAAUUGUAAUCACUGUGCAGUUUCAGUAUAAAAAACUAACACCCUUAUUCAUAUACGUUUUCUAUCUAAGGAUAGAACAUUGCUGUGAUGACAAGUUUGUUUCUCAGUGCUGACGGCAUGGCAGCCUUUGCAGUGUGUGGGCAUAGGGCCGUUGUAAUUGGCUAAUAUUGAGAUACAACUUAAAUAUAAUUAGCUGUCAGAUAAAAAAAGCUGAACAAACAGCAAGCUGUCAUAUAAACAAAGCUGAGGAACAAACUUAUCACAGCAAUGCUCUGUCCUUCGAUAAAAAAUGUCUAUGAAUAGGGUAAGUGUCCUGCUGGUCUAGUACUUGUUCCCUUUCCCAUGCCAUAGUGAUGUUAAGUGUUUUGAUGUGAAUCAUAAUGGUUGCAUGUUUAGUUCAUAAGAGUAGAUACUUAAGAAAUAGUUUUACUGUGAUGUUUAAAUAUACUGAAUUGAUUAUUGCCGCUUGUAGUCAACAAGUGGUAUGUUAAAUGUAAUAAAUAUGUAUUAAAUAACUCGUUGUUAAUUUAUUAAAGACUGUUAAAUAUGUCAUUGAUGAAUAAAUUGGUUUUGAUGGUGUG
Manduca sexta (tobacco hornworm) is the source of this 4884-nucleotide messenger RNA. Its product is annotated as E3 ubiquitin-protein ligase TRAIP. Lineage: Eukaryota; Metazoa; Arthropoda; Insecta; Lepidoptera; Sphingidae. Bases 311 to 1657 code for a protein of 448 amino acids. The transcript is spliced from 8 exons. The record is from RefSeq and is a predicted model, not a curated record.